Molecule: messenger RNA, 1497 nt
Organism: Hansenula ciferrii
Lineage: Eukaryota; Fungi; Ascomycota; Saccharomycetes; Phaffomycetales; Wickerhamomycetaceae
Exons: 1
Coding region: 1-1497 (498 amino acids)
Source: RefSeq, a predicted model, not a curated record
AUGAGUCAUCAAGAUUGUGAGAUGGGUCUUGACCCAAAUACAGUGCUUAAAUUACCAGGAAACACAUCAAAACCAUUAAGUGAAAUAAUGUGUGGAGACAUUGUAUUAAACCAAUUCCAAAAACCAAUCAAAGUUUUAUCCAUAAAAGAUAAAGUUGUCAAGAAUCAUUAUCAAUUGAAAUAUCGUGAUUUUCAAAGUCAUCAAAUUCGUGAAUUACAUAUAGCUCCCCAGCAACCCAUUUUGCUUAAGAGUAGAAUGAAUCCAGUUAGUUCGGCGGCAAUGGUUUUUCAUCAAAGUACAAGGUCUACCAUACCAAAGUUUCAUUAUACAAAAAUAAUUAGAAAAUGUAUAAAUCCAGAUGACCAAAGAUUAUCCAUUCCUAAUCAAGUUCAAACAGCGUUGAAAACAAAGCCAUGUCAAUGUGGAGGUCAUAAACAAAUUCAAGCUAAAAUAUCCAGAAAAAUAUCUAAAUCAAAUGUAUUAAAUUUGAUUAAAGAGAAAAGAUUAGGAAAUGUCUUCAUUUAUGAUGACGAUGAAACAAUAAUUUACAAGGUAAAGGAAUUGGAACAACAUUGCUGGUUUAAGAAAAAUCCAGAAGAACCACCGUCUGAUUAUUGCAUGGUACAAGCUAAGGAAACUUACGAAUAUGUCAAUUGGUUGAAAAAUGGAAAUACUGAACAAUAUUCACCUUAUUCCCAACUUUCAAAGGAGGUCUUCUUCUUUUUUGGGCUCUAUCUUGGAGACGGUGCACAAAACAACGGUUCAGUAGUGGUUUGUGAAUCGCAAAAGGAAGAAUUCUUGAAAAUUACUGAAGUAAUCCCACAUCAACUUAACGAGUUAUAUCCUUCAGAAAAAACCAUAUAUGCAUUGAAUGCACAUCAAUCAAUAACUCAAAUUGAUGGUAUACGGGAAGGAAUUUAUAUCAUGAAAUUUUCUAAAUACAACAGAAAAUCUAAAAAGAUUGAACCAGGUAACAACAUUGUUUAUGAUAUCAUGAGAUACUACAGUUGUUUCAGAGAAAAGAAUGAUCUUGAUAUCAAUAAAAUUAGCAAUGAAUUAUCCAUAGAGAAGAGAUCAAGCAUAGUUAAAGGCUUGAUCUUUUCAGACGGAUGGAAAUCAUCCAAUGGAACGAACCAAGGUAUUUGUAUAUCACAAUCUGCAAAUGUUCAUGGGCCAUUACUAUCAAAGAUUCAUUCUUUAUGUAAUCCAUUAAAUAUUAGGUCAUCUCAAGUGUCAUUACAUGCAGCUAAAAAUGAGUUGAGAAUUACUUUUUCAUUUCAAGAAUAUCAAAAAGUAAUGAAAAAAUUCCCUAUCCCAUUCUAUCACUCCAAAGAGCCUAAAGAGAAAGAAAUGCCUUUAAUUCUAAGAAAAACAGAUAGAUCAAAGAUUUUGGGUUAUCAAAAGAUUGAAGAAGAACUAAAAGUUAGAGAAAUAGUAGUUGAAGGUGAUGGCAGUAUCCUUGGCUGGAACGACUUGGUUUUGCUUCAUAGUAAGUAA